Orussus abietinus is the source of this 847-nucleotide messenger RNA. It is a transcript of the gene Tapdelta, whose product is annotated as translocon-associated protein subunit delta. Bases 154 to 666 code for a protein of 170 amino acids. The record is from RefSeq and is a predicted model, not a curated record. Gene Ontology annotation, cellular component: membrane; endoplasmic reticulum; endomembrane system. The transcript has 2 exons. NCBI's taxonomy places the organism in Eukaryota, Metazoa, Arthropoda, Insecta, Hymenoptera, Orussidae.
AUUCUGGCAACGUUGAUUGUUACACGUGGCCAGUAGCGGGGAAUAUUAGAUUUAAUGAUCGCUGUGUCGUUGUGCAGUAGAUUGCAGGAGCUUUCACAGAAUACUUUUAGUAACCAUAGUAUUAUAAUAAUUUAUUGAAAAACAACUAAAAUCAUGAAAUUCAUUCUCACAAUUUUGUUGGCUACUCUCAGUACAAUUUCCGUAGUUUCAUCCGAAAUUUGCCAUUCACCUGAAGUUUCGGCUUCAGCUUACGUUACGGAAGAUGCUACUAUUCUCACAGACAUCGCUUUUACAACACAGUUUACAUUAAGGUGUAGCAAUGGGGCAAAAGGAAUUUCAUUAUAUGCAGAAGUUGAAGGCAAAGCUCUACCUGCUGUAAGAUUAAGUUCUGACGACAAAUAUCAGGUGUCAUGGACAGAAGACAUCAGUCGAGCUCGCUCUGGCGAUUACAAUGUUAAACUGUAUGAUGAGGAGAGCUAUGCUGCUAUUCGAAAGGCUUACCGAAGUGGAGAUGAUCCUAGCAGUGUAAAACCUCUUGCCGUUGUUGUACUGAAUAAUCCAGGAGUUUAUGUAGGACCCUGGGUUAAUUCUGAACUUUUGGCAGCAUUUUUAGCUGCACUUGUUUCGUAUGCUGCAUUUUCAGCAAAAUCGAAACUCUUAGCUUAAGGAUAUUCUGAAUGUUUUUCAAUUUCUACAACUGUAAUUAUUUAAAUAGUUCAAUGUGCAAGAAACUAUGUAAUAUGUACAUUUUCACAAUGAACAUUUGUGUACGUAUUUAUACCCAACUUUUGUAUUAUGUAAAAAAAAUGUUUAUUUUCAAAAGAUAAAGGAAAUUGUGUGCAUUAAA